Messenger RNA from Coccinella septempunctata (seven-spotted ladybird), 615 nucleotides. RefSeq names its product protein KRTCAP2 homolog. Bases 140 to 541 code for a protein of 133 amino acids. The transcript is spliced from 4 exons. The record is from RefSeq and is a predicted model, not a curated record. Lineage: Eukaryota; Metazoa; Arthropoda; Insecta; Coleoptera; Coccinellidae.
UUUACUGUCAAACGUCGUCAUAACCUAAUAUUAUUGAAUCCUGUUGAGGGACGUUCUUCUUAAAUGUUAAACUGAUUGCGAUCAAUGCCCUAUAGUUUCUCCUUGGUCUCGUUAAACAGAUAAAAUACACAAAACCAGAAUGGUUGUCUCAACCGGCCUUUCUUUCAUUAUAUCCUCCAUUAGCGCCGUGUUGAUAUUCUCUGGAAUGCAAAUGUACAAGCCAUGGCUUAGUUCAUCCCAGAUCCAUACAGUAUUCGGGGGGUAUUUAGGUUCAUUAUUUUUCACGUUUGUAUUGACUGCCGUUGGCAAUUUAGAAAAUUGUGUUUUUGGCAAGACAUACCAGUCCAAAAUGUUUCCGGAAGCCGUGUUUUCUAUUUUGUUAGCACUAUUUGCUUCAGGGAUGAUACAUAGAGUUUGUGCAACAACCUGCUUAAUAAUCUCAGGAUGUGCUUUGUAUUACAUCAAUAAAUAUUCCCAAAAAGUAUAUGCCAUACAGAAUGCCCCAGUUGUCACACAAACUAGUCGUAAGAAGAAAAAUUGAUGACUUCCUUAAUAAGGAUUUUCAGGAAUAUUUUUAUACGUAUUUUUGUUCAAUAAACCAUGUAUUAUGAAUGA